This is a messenger RNA of Protopolystoma xenopodis, 318 nucleotides long. Lineage: Eukaryota; Metazoa; Platyhelminthes; Monogenea; Polystomatidea; Polystomatidae. The record is from the annotation of a GenBank genome assembly.
AUGUAUCUAUCUUUCAGUCUAAAUUUCUCAUCAGCUCCAUAUAUCUAUCUAGCCAUCACUAUCCAUUCAUUUCCACUUGAAUCGAUCUUGUGUCUGCGCCAAGCCUCAAGUCAAUUGCCAAUGAAUCCUCAUUUUAGACCCAAUUGCACGCAUCGAGCACUCUGCUUUCUCCACUUGAUCGCCGCCUGCACGUCGGCUGCCUCCAUUGCACACUUGAGCCGAGAUGUACCAAAGUGGACAUGUUUUCGGCCAGCGCCUGCUGCUGGCCAGAAGCAGUCACCCGAUACGGCUCCGCAAUCCAAUGCCAAAGUGGUCUGA